Molecule: messenger RNA, 1062 nt
Organism: Oldenlandia corymbosa var. corymbosa
Lineage: Eukaryota; Viridiplantae; Streptophyta; Magnoliopsida; Gentianales; Rubiaceae
Source: the annotation of a GenBank genome assembly
AUGACAAAGCUCUUUGCUCUUCUUCUUCUUCUCCCACAAUCUGGUAUCCUAAAAUUCAAAUCCAUUUUAAUUUUGUUCGUCCUUCAAGCCUGCAAAUUGCCAGAAAUUACCUUCGUUUCUCUCCCUCCGUAGCCCAUUCAGCCGACCAAAUCGAACUUAUUUCCCGGAUGAGGAGUUCUUGAAAUUUAUGGUUCCAGUUCACUGGCAUCAAUCGUUUUAUUUAGAUCUUCAGGUUGCAUAUAGAGAUGGAUAUCAUAUCUCAGCUGCAAGAACAGGUCAACACAAUUGCGGGACUAGCUUUUAAUACCUUCGGGACACUUCAGAGGGAUGCAGCUCCGGUUAGGCUGUCGCCUGAUUAUGUUGAACCACCUGCUAAUGGUAAUCCACCAGCCUCUGCCGCAGAAGAUGCAGCGGCAGCCAAUAAUCCAGCUGAGCAACCUAAGCUUAUGAGUGCUGAACUUGUCAAGGCUGCCAAGCAGUUUGAUUUAUUGGUUGCUGCUCUUCCAUUAGGAGAAGGUGAAGAAGCUCAGUUGAAAAGGAUUGCAGAACUCCAGGCUGAGAAUGAUGCUGUUGGCCAAGAGCUUCAAAAACAGUUGGAAGAAGCCGAGAAGGAGCUAAAGCAAGUGCAAGAACUGUUCAACCAAGCAACUAAUAACUGCCUCAACUCUAAGAAACCUGAUUAGGCGCAAGAAAAGUUAUCGGCUGUCCUAGGGUUUUAGCCAAUCUCUGGCCUAGGGUCAGGUGUCUUGUCCCGGUGAAUUCCUAUGGAUCCUAUGGAAGAUCACACUCUGGCCAUUUGAGGUUAGAGUUGUUAGAUUCUGAUUUUGUUCACGGUUAGUAUGUUGAAUUUUGAAUAUUACUAAUAGUUAGCAUCUGAUGCAUAAUAAUUCUUGUGAUAUGACAUAAUUAUCUCUAAAUAAAAAGCACUAAUCGCUUGCUAUGGCACUGACAAAUUAGCCCGGCAAAAGAAACCAGCGAUGGUAAAUAUAACUCGGGGACACGGGAAAAACUAGCAGCUUAAUAGGAAAACUGGACAUUCAAAACUUAAAGCGGAUGAAGGAA